Messenger RNA from Aspergillus wentii DTO 134E9, 5698 nucleotides. RefSeq lists its product as uncharacterized. The transcript is spliced from 3 exons. Gene Ontology annotation, molecular function: catalytic activity; protein binding. The coding region runs from base 214 to 5547 and encodes 1777 amino acids. The record is from RefSeq and is a predicted model, not a curated record. Lineage: Eukaryota; Fungi; Ascomycota; Eurotiomycetes; Eurotiales; Aspergillaceae. Gene Ontology annotation, biological process: nucleoside metabolic process.
CAUUUAUAAGGGCAGGCUGCCUCGUCAGCCUCAGGUCAUGUUUCCCAACGCUUGUGAAGACUCCUGUACGCUUAUACCCAACAACAGAUCUGAACAAAAUCCAACCCGCCUGGAUUGAGCGCUGACAUCAAAGACCAAUGAAUUUCAACAUUCUAUUCAUCCGUUUGAGGCUGACCAUUUGAAUACCUGCCUGUGCAAGUGGCUGGUGUCAACAUGCCCCCGAAUACGCGCAACGAUUUCGAGAUCGCGAUAAUCUGCGCUCUUCCCCACGAGGCCGAUGCCGUCGAGGCAUUAUUCGACGAAACAUACGCCACAUUUAAUCGAAUCUAUGGAAAGCAAGACGGGGACCUGAACAUAUACUCCAACGGAAAACUUGGCCAGCACGAUGUCGUUCUGUGUCUGUUGCCUGAAAUGGGCAAAGGAAAUGCAGCAACGGUCUCGUCAAGCUUGCGGAUCAGCUACCCCAGAGUCCAGCUGGGGUUGCUGGUCGGCAUUUGUGGUGCUGUCCCAUUCCCACGGCCAGAUGGCGACACCGAGAUAAUUAUGGGCGAUGUCAUUAUCAGCGACAGCGUGAUUGAGUAUGAUUUCGGAAGUCAGUAUCCUGACGGGUUUAGGCGGAAAACCGACGUCAAAAGCACAUUAGGACGACCGACUCGAGAGAUCAGAAACUUGCUUGCCAGUUUGAAGACACGGUCAGGACGCAACGAGCUUCAACGUCAGACUUUGCAGCACCUUAUAACCCUGCAGUCCCUACCAGAGAAUGAGUGGGAAUACCCCGGUGCAGCUCAGGAUGUACUCUUCGAGGCUUCAUAUCGGCAUAAGCACUAUCAAAGAGACCGGGAUACUUGCAUAUGCUUGAACUGCAACGCAAGCAGUGAUCCUGUGUGUGAAGAGGCACUGAAGAAAGAUUGCGCUAUUCUGAACUGUUCAGGGAAACCGGUAUAUCGCAGUAGACAUGGCAUUCAAGCUUGUUCCCCGCAAAUUAUUAUUGGGACUGUUGCAUCUGCGGAUACCGUUAUGAAAUCAGGGGAGCACCGCGAUAAGCUAGCAUGGACUGAGGCUGUCAUCGGCUUUGAAAUGGAAGGGGCUGGAGUUUGGGAUAAUUUGCCGUGUGUCAUAGUCAAAGGGGCAUGCGACUAUGCAGAUAGUCACAAGAACAACAGAUGGCAGUCAUACGCAGCAGCAACAGGUGCAUCAGGGGCCAAAGCCUUCUUGGGGUUUUGGAGACCAUCAACUGUUAGACAAAACAUCACUGACGCCGACAAACGUUGUCUCGCCGAUCUUCUCUUGACAGAUCCCCGCGAUGACAAACUUCGUAUCGAGAAAACCAAAGGCGAUCUUCUACGAGAAUCGUUCUGUUGGAUAAUUGACGAUAUUUCAUUUCAGGAAUGGUAUUGUAAUGAACAGAGCCAACUGCUUUGGAUUAGAGGUGAUGCUGGCAAAGGAAAAACGAUGCUCAUGAUUGGCAUAAUCAACGAAUUGACACAGCGUAUAUCAAAGUCAUCAGAGCGAGAAAACCUUCCAAUCCUGGCUUACUUUUUAUGUCAAGCCACCGACACACGUCUCAACAAUGCUCUUUCGGUACUUCGUGGUUUGAUAUUUCUUCUUACUAUUCAGCGACCCUCGCUGCUUCGACACGCGCGUCAUAAGUAUGACUAUGCUGGACACAGGCUCUUUAAUGAACCAGAUUCUCUUUACUCGCUAGUAGGAAUCUUCACCUCCAUAAUUGGAGAUUCGGAUCUGCCAGAAGUUUUUCUGGCAAUCGACGCAGUUGAUGAGUGUGAAGCAGAACUGCCACAACUCCUGGAUCUGAUCGCACAUACAACAAGCAUGAAACCUAAGAUAAAAUGGAUUGUGUCCAGUCGCAAUCGAGAUGAUAUUGAGCGACAUAUGAGAGGGUCUUGCAGUCAAAGAAUCCUUCGACUCGAGUUGAACGCGGACAAAAUUACCGGAGCAAUAGACAAAUUUAUUGAUGUUCGCGUAUCACAGCUGUCGUCACUGGAAAGCCAUGCAAGUAUUCAAAAUCAGAUCAGAAGCCAGAUGCGACAGAAAUCGAACGGCACAUUUUUGUGGGCUUCUCUGGUUUUCGAUGAGUUACGCAAGGCCAGUUUUGCAGCCGACACGCUGGAAAUACUCGAAGAAACACCAACUGGCCUUGUACCACUGUUCAGCCGCAUGAUGAAAAAAUUGCUCGGAUUACCGACUAUAAAUCUGCAGCGGAGCAUAAAGAUCUUGUCAGUGGUUUUACUAUCUUGUCGUCCCCUUCAUUUGCUUGAAAUGCGCGUUGUGGCCGGGCUUCCGGUUGAGAUCAACCACCUCGAAGAAUUAGACCGACUGGUCAGUAUGUGCAGUUCUUUUCUCACAGUCCUCGAUAAUCGUAUUUAUUUCAUACAUCAAUCAGCGAAAGAUUAUCUAGACACGGAACAAUCCACAAUCAUUUAUGCCGCAGGCCGAGCGAAGAUUCAUCGAGAGAUAUAUUGUCACUCUUUGAGUGCCAUGUCUGUUACGCUUCGCCGAGACAUAUGCGACCUUAAAGAUCCUGGUCCUGUGACAGAUAAUUCUGAGCCCAAUUGGGCGGCAUUGUUGCCAAUCCAGUACGCUUGUGUUCACUGGUUUGAUCAUCUAUGCUGUUGUGACAACAGGACACUAGCGGACAAUGUCGAGUUGUCAGAUAAUGAAGCUUUAUUUGCCUUCUUCGCGACGCAUCUUCUUCAUUGGUUUGAAAGUUCGGGUCUCAUGAGACAGAUGUCAGUCGGUAUAAAGAUCAUCGAGAGGCUUCUGCAGACCGUGCAGGCAGACUCAUUCCCUGAAUUCACAAAGCUGUUGUACGACUCGAUGCGGCUAGCCCUGGCCUAUACACCGAUAAUUGAGACAGCUCCAUUGCAGGUCUAUAGCGGAGCUCUCAUUUUCUCCCCACAGACAAGUGAGACACGGAGGCGUUUCUGGGAAAGCAGACUGCCAUUUGUGAAGAGCAUCACCGGUGUUCAGAAGAACUGGAAUACAUGCCUUCAGACAAUUGAGGACCAUGGAAAGUCGCGGAUUAAUGAUAUCUGUUUUUCGCCAGAUGAUCAAACCGUGGCAACGGCUUCGAGUGAUUCCACAAUUAAACUCUGGGAUACCGUGACUGGCUUGAUGAAGCAGAGCCUUGUGGGUCACAAGGAAAGGGUAAAUUCGAUUUGCUUUCUCCAGGAUGCUCAUCACCUGGCAUCUGGUUCAGACGACGGUAGAGUAAUACUGUGGGAUGCAGUCACUGGGGCCUCUGAAUGCAUAAUGCAAAGCGAAGAGGGCAUGGUUUCGGCAAUAGCUUUCUCGCCCGGCGUUGGAACUCUUGCGGCAGGAAUAAGCAGCGGAACUGUCAUGUUAUGGGACUUUGAUACCAAGAUUUGGAGACAUAUUUUGGAAGGCGAUAUGAACCUCUUUCCAACAAUCAGGAACAAAGCAGAAUCCGAAAUUAGACGGGUGGCCGCAUCUAAUAAUGCCAGAGAUCGAUUCAUCGCGGGGCAAAUAAAUACGGUUGAGCGUGAUUGUAUUGUCGUUGACUUGGGGGGCGACAACCCACGGGCUUUUUUGGAAGCCGUUAUCGAUUCUGUCGCACGUGGUGCUCGAAACCGGGUUGUUGAUCUGCACUACUCUUCCGAUGGCCGAAUUCUAGCCUGUGCUUGGAGCAGUGGUCAUGUCAGUCUUUGGUUUGCGCAGAAAAAUGAGUGGAAAGGAGUAUGUAAUCGUGAGGCAGGAUUGAAUGGGCUAGCGUUAUCAGCAAAUGGCUCGACAUUAGCUGUCGUGUUGGAUAAUGGAGCAAUUCGAUUGUGGGACACUUCUUGCGGUGUCUGGAAGGAAAAAAUUUUGAUAGAGGAACGAUGGCCUCCACCUGAUAUCGUCUGCUUUUUUCCCGAUGAUCAAGAUUUACUUUUCAGUCUGGCAAACACAAUAUAUCGAUGGACCUCAUCAAGUAAGACGACGGACGAACUAUUUCAAAUCAAUUCCUGGACUGGAAUAUGUACUGCUAUCACUAUGUCAAAUGAUGGCAAAACAUCUGCAGUGGCCGACUCUAGCGGUCAAGUUUCAGUCCUGGACAAUGACCUUAACUAUACGAGACCUCCACUUACUGAGUCUCAGCUUGGGGCUCUGGGAAUCUCUGCGGCACUAAAUGAGUCUCUCUUGGAACUUGACGAGAGCUUAUUGAAAACCUACGUUAUUUUCACAUCUUCCUUUUUCGGCUGGUAUUGGAUUAUCAUAACUCUGCUGGAGUCUCCAGACUCCGACAAAAGCCUACUUCGUCAUCGGCCGGCGAUAUUGAUGUACCUAGCCUCGACAAUAGGCUACUUGAUGAUUUACUGCAAGAAAAUUAUUGAUAUGUCUCCAAGUCGCUUGUCCUACAGCGAUGCUGUGUUCAUCAUCUGGAAGCUCGGCCCUGCAGCAGGCCGUGCGUUUAUCCUGAAACCCAAAAGUCUUAUGCCGAGGCCUGAUGGCAGCGAGGUUCCUUUAGGCAGGAAUGCCAGCACAGGAAAGUGGGAGUGGAGAGGUCAUCUUGCUAUGGUUAGCACAAUGGCUCUCUCCCCCGAUCAAACGAUUCUUGCGACCGGCUCCGGCGAUCAAAACAUCAUACUAUGGGAUACAGUCAGUAAUAGAUACAAACAUUUACUUAAAGGCCAUGGGCAUGAAGUAUGGAAAAUCCAAUUCUCUCCCGAUAACCGGCUUCUUUUAUCAAUAUCAGAAUGGGGUGAGAUGAAUAUUUGGGACUUGACCACUGGGAUUUGUCGAACGACUUUUGACAAAGAAAAAAUUAGCGAAGUGUACUUUUCGCCAGAUUGCCAGACUUUGGUGAUGACGUCAACGAAUCAUACCAUGGAACUCUGGAACGCGUUAUCUUUAAAGGGCAAAAAGACUCUCAAAGGUCAUAUGGGGCAGAUAGAUUCUGUUCAUUUCACCGCGGACAGUGAGAUGCUCGCUUCGUUGUCAAGAGAAGACUCCACGGUGCGAUUAUGGGAUGCAAGCUCUGGAGCGUGCCGAUAUGUUAUAAAGUAUCGCUCGUCCCGUGCUGCUUGGUCUCCAGACGGGUUGACUCUGGCUUUGGUGCCGUAUCAAGGUCAGGUACGCCUUUGGGACAUGACCACAAUGUCCUGGAGCCGAGUCAAUGAUUGCCCGGCGAAAAGCGCUACGCAGUUUACAUUCUCGCCAGAUGGUCGCGCCAUGGCGAUUCUUUUACCUGACAGCGCCAUAUCGCUCUGGGAUAUUGGACAAGAUAGCUGUAGACAGGUUGUCCAUCCUGAUAGGGAGCUGAGAUCGCUGUCGUUCACAGCGGACGGUCAACACCUCGAUACUGAUAGGGGCAGAAUAUCUAUCCGCACUGGAUCUUUCAUCAGAUCAGUGCCCAGAGACAGACUCCGACACGCCAUUGAAGUUCGUGACAGUUGGAUAGUUGUGGACAAGCAGAAGCUCAUCUGGCUACCAUGGGACUAUCGCGUCUUUGGGCGUGCAGCGUAUGGUUCCACAUUUGCCAUGGGUCACUCGUCGGGUCGAAUAACAUUUUUGGAGUUAGAAAUAUGACAGAGCCCGAGUCUGUUGCUUUAUUUUGCUGCUUGCCUGCCAGGAACCGGCUUUAUGUGUUGGAUAAGUGCCGCCUACAGUGUAGACAGUUUGGAUCGAUCAUUAUGGAGCUUCUAGCGGCACAUUGUCAUUAAUGGUGAAUGGUCUGCGG